Molecule: messenger RNA, 1107 nt
Organism: Gigantopelta aegis
Lineage: Eukaryota; Metazoa; Mollusca; Gastropoda; Neomphalida; Peltospiridae
Exons: 2
Coding region: 1-1107 (368 amino acids)
Cellular component (GO): extracellular matrix
Molecular function (GO): protein binding
Source: RefSeq, a predicted model, not a curated record
AUGAUUAAAGAAAUACUAACUCUGUGGAUCGUCUGCCUGUGGGCGCUGCUAUCGGUAAAGUGCUUAAACGUGCCCCCGGGAUGCAGUUACGCCAGCGAUAUCUUCACGUGCAAUUACAGAUUUGCCUUGCCGCUUGACGCUAAUCUAUUCGACCCUAAGCCGCAACGACUAAAAAUCAUUGAAAUAAAUGGUUUGAUUUCGUCUGCUGAUCUGAUCAACUUUGACACUAUGAUGGUGAUGACCUUUAACCCACUCUACGCUGCAAGUCUGGAAAUUAGAUGUACCCAGGGUGGUGGUGGCAUACUGACCUUCACCCAAACUUCGUUUAGUGGAUUCGGAUGGGUCAAAGAGGUCAUGGUAGUUGACUGUGAAUUCACACACAUACCAGAAGGUGCGUUCACUAAUUUUGGAUCUUUGAAUAGCUUGCGCUUUGAAGGUGGAAAUAUCGACAAUUUGCAUUCAGGAGCUCUGAAAGGUAUGAACCUUGUUAAAGAUUUCGGAGCCCCGGUACCGAAAGGCGAGUUUAUCAUGAUCAACACCAAACUAGUAGCCGGGGGUAUUCCCGUCAGUUUGUUUGCAAAUUCUGGGAACGUGACUUCAAUAAAACUGUGCAACACCCGAAUUCGAGUCCUCCAAGCAAAUGUGUUUUCCGGACUUUCAAAACUCGCUUAUCUUGCUUUGAGUGACAAUACCUUCACGUAUUUGAAAGCAGGGGUGUUCCACAGCGGUCUGGCGCUCGUCAGUAUCGAGAUGGCUCACAUUGACUGGCUGUGUUCUUGUUCCAACUUAUGGUUCAUGAGAUUUGCGGACAGUAACAACAUCAAAUUAUCAGGAGAAAUAUUCUGCGCUCUCCCCGAUGAAUGGAAGGAUAAAGGAAUUUGCGUCAACAUUCUGGAGCUGUGUAUGGCAGUCCUCGUGUUCCUGGCGUGUCUGGGUCUGCCGGGAAUAAUGUAUUUCGCCGUCACAAACAACACCAUGUUGAAGAGAAUCGACAAAACGUCCAACAUCCGCUCUUAUUCCAUGUCGACAGCCCGAUCAUCAGAGUCACGGUUUAGCAUUGGAACUUUGAAUACAAUCGGCAUUAUGACGAUACAUGACCUGGAAUGA